AUGCCUGGGAACAAGUUCAACGACGAGCCGGAAGUUCUCAGUUCCCGAGUUGGGAGGCUCUUGAGGGAGAGGGAGCUGAGAAGGAGCAGCAUAACUCCUUCAUUCUUGGAUGGGAAUGACCACAGCCCAGGGACUGAGAUACCUGUGAACAAUUCUUCCUAUGUGGAGCAGUAUUUAGAUGAAGGGUGUGAUAGGCCUGUCAAGCAGAGACUGUUAGUGGUUGCUAAUAGACUUCCAGUGUCUGCAGUCAGAAGAGGUGAGGACUCUUGGUCGCUCGAGGUUAACGCGGGUGGUCUCGUCAGCGCACUUUUGGGUGUUAAGGAGUUCGAAGCGCGGUGGAUUGGUUGGGCUGGUGUGAAUGUGCCGGACGAGAUUGGGCAAAGGGCACUUACUCGAGCACUUGCCGAGAAGAGGUGCAUACCUGUUUUUCUUGAUGAGGAGAUUGUUCAUCAGUAUUACAAUGGAUAUUGCAACAAUAUCUUAUGGCCUCUUUUCCAUUAUCUUGGGCUCCCACAAGAAGAUCGACUAGCAACGACCAGGAGUUUUCAGUCCCAAUUUAGUGCUUACCAGAAGGCGAACAAAAUGUUUGCCGAAGUUGUUCACAGACACUACGAAGAGGGUGAUGUUGUUUGGUGUCAUGAUUACCAUUUAAUGUUCCUUCCGAAGUAUCUGAAGGAUUACAACAGCAAGAUGAAAGUUGGGUGGUUUCUGCACACUCCCUUUCCGUCUUCUGAAAUCCACCGAACUCUGCCAUCUCGAUCUGAACUGUUGCGUGCAGUUCUAGCUGCUGAUUUAGUGGGAUUCCACACUUAUGAUUACGCGAGACAUUUUGUAAGCGCCUGCACCCGAAUUCUUGGACUGGAAGGUACUCCUGAGGGAGUUGAGGAUCAAGGAAGGCUAACUCGUGUGGCUGCCUUCCCAAUAGGGAUCGAUUCAGAAAGGUUCAUCCGUGCUCUUAAACUUCGUCAAGUCCAGGAACACAUUAAAGAAUUAAAUGAAAGAUUUUCUGGAAGAAAGGUAAUGCUGGGUGUGGAUCGUCUUGAUAUGAUAAAAGGGAUUCCGCAAAAGAUACUAGCAUUUGAGAAAUUUCUCGAGGAAAACCCCUACUGGCGUGAUAAGGCUGUCUUGCUGCAAAUUGCUGUGCCAACAAGAACCGACGUGCCUGAAUAUCAGAAACUUACAAGCCAGGUUCAUGAGAUUGUUGGGCGGAUCAAUGGGAGAUUCGGAUCUUUGACUGCUGUUCCAAUUCACCAUCUGGUUAGUAUUUUCUUCAGCAGGCUUACUAGAAAUUAUUCAAACGAUACUUGUUUAGUCAUGUGCUUUCACGGUGCUGCUUGGUUUCCAUCAAUAAAUAAAACAGAUAAAUGGGACACUAAAAACUCUAAAUACACUGCUUACGCAUGCAGCGAACUGAAUGAUACAGUUCUAGAAGCACAACAGAGAAUAAGAAAAGCUCCGCCCCAACUUGUAUUCAGUGGUGCAAUCAAGCAUUUCAUGCAGGCUCACAACCUGUUAAUUAUAUUGGGUUUUAAUGGUACACUGACCGAACCAUUUGAAACUCCUGGAAGAAGGGGAGACCAGAUCAAAGAAAUGGAACUCAAGUUGCACCCUGAGCUGAAAGGGCCACUCACAAUGCUCUGCAGUGACCCGAAUACGACAAUUAUGGUUCUUAGUGGAAGUGACAGAAGUGUCCUAGAUGAUAACUUUGGGGACUACAACAUGUGGUUAGCAGCUGAGAAUGGAAUGUUUCUGAGAUCAACCAAAGGAGAAUGGAUGACAACAAUGCUAGAGCACUUGAAUAUGGAUUGGGUCGAAAGUGUACAACAUGUUUUCGAAUAUUUCACUGAACGAACCCCGGGAUCACAUUUUGAGCGUCGUGAGACUUCACUAGUGUGGAACUACAAGUAUGCAGAUGUUGAAUUUGGAAGAUUGCAAGCUAGAGACAUGCUGCAACAUCUCUGGACCGGUCCAAUUUCUAACUCCUCUGUUGAUGUAGUCCAAGGAAGCCGCUCGGUCGAGAUUCGAGCUGUUGGUGUCAGUAAGGGAGCGGGUAUUGACCGCAUAUUGGGGGAGAUCGUUCAUAGUAAAGCCACCUGCAAACCAAUAGAUUACAUCUUGUGCAUUGGACACUUCCUAGGAAAGGACGAGGAUGUGUACACAUUUUUCGAACCAGAGCUUCCACUUGAUAACUUGUGCAUGCCGAGAAAUAAAGUAACCGAUGCCAUUAAGCUUUCAAUCGAUAAAAGACAAUUCCCAAAUCUUCCCUCUGGAAAAAGCAGCUCCAAGACUCAACAGAGCAAGAGCUACCAGCAAAAUGACCCUAACUCAGACAGAAAGUCAACAUCCGGCAAUGGGAAACACUCGUCAACUGAAAAUACUUCUUGGAAUGUUCUCGAUCUGAAAAAGGAGAACUAUUUUUCUUGUGCUGUUGGUCGGACUCGUACGAAUGCACGGUAUUUGCUCAAUACAUCAGAUGAUGUGGUAGCCUUCCUUAAGGAGCUAACAGAAGCAGCAUUUCACUAA
This is a messenger RNA of Striga hermonthica, 2523 nucleotides long. The record is from the annotation of a GenBank genome assembly. NCBI's taxonomy places the organism in Eukaryota, Viridiplantae, Streptophyta, Magnoliopsida, Lamiales, Orobanchaceae.